CUCAGCAAAACAGAAAGUAAAAAUGGCUGCCUUGUGACACAUUCGGUUUUAUUGCGCAAUUCGAACCAACUGUUUGGCAUUUAAAAACAUUUAAUUAGGUUACAAGUUAAAAAUGAAGAGCCGUUUCAGCACCAUAGAUAUAACGGCCGUUGUAAGGGAGCUGUUGAGGUUUGUUAGUAUGCGUGUUAUGAAUGUGUACGAUGUAGACAACAAAACAUAUCUCAUCCGACUGGGAAGGCCAGACGAUAAAGCAGUGAUUCUGAUGGAGUCAGGUAUUCGUCUUCAUAGCACUGAGUUUGAAUGGCCGAAAAACCCGGCACCAUCAGGCUUCUCAAUGAAGCUUCGUAAACACCUGAAGGGCAAGCGUCUAGAGAGCAUAGAGCAGCUAGGUGUAGAUCGUAUCGUGGAUAUGACAUUUGGGUCUGGGGAAGUGGCCCAUCAUGUGAUACUGGAGCUCUAUGAUAGAGGUAACAUAGUGCUGACUGACCACACCUACACAAUUCUCAACAUCCUGCGACCCAGGACGGACGAGAGCCAGGAUGUGAAGUUUGCUGUGCGGGAGAUGUAUCCCUUGGAAACGGCCAAACAGCAUGCGCUUCCCACAGAGGAGCAAUUGAGACAAAUAUUAUUGUCUGGAAAAGAAGGUGAUCCGUUGAAGAAGUUUCUUAUACCUCAUCUUGACUAUGGGCCAGCUGUGAUAGACCACUGCUUGUUGACCGCUGGGUUUCCUGACAAUGUCAGGAUUGGAAAGGGCUUUGACAUUACCACAGAUAUGCCCAAGCUGUUGGUUGCCAUAGAGGAAGCAGAAAGCUUAUUGAAUCUGUUCCAGUCCCAGAAUUCAAAGGGCUAUGUUACAAAACAUGUUGAGAAGAGGCCCAGCGUGAAAGAAGGGGAAAAGGAGAUACUGGAAAUGUUCGAUGAAUUCCACCCGAUGCUGUUUAAACAGUACGAGAAGAAAAAUGUGCAGGAGUACCCAUCCUUCAAUAAGGCAGUGGAUGAGUUUUAUUCUCAAAUGGAAGGCCAGAAAAUAGAACUGAAAACACUUCAACAGGAGAAGCAGGCACUGAAGAAGCUGGAGAACGUGAAAAAGGACCACGAGAAGCGGGUGGAGGGGCUGCAGAAGGAACAGGAAGUGGACAAAAUGAAGGGGCAGCUCAUUGAGAUGAACCUUGAUAUGGUUGACCGUGCCAUCCUGAUCGUGCGUAGUGCCAUCGCCAACCAGAUAGACUGGACUGAGAUCCACAAUCUUGUGAAGGAGGCCCAGUCUGAUGGGGACCCUGUUGCCUUGGCAAUCAAGGAGCUCAAACUGGCAACCAAUCACAUCACCAUGCUGUUAAAAAAUCCGUUCGUGGACAGUGAUUUUGAAGAUGAUGAUGAAUACAACGUGAAGCCAAUGCGAGUGGACAUUGAUUUGAGCUUAAGCGCCUAUUCAAACUCAAGAAAGUAUUUUGAGAAAAAGAAGCAGGCAGGUGUGAAGGAACAGAAGACGGUAGAUGCCUCCGCUAAGGCACUGAAGUCAGCAGAACGAAAGACCAAAGAAACACUGAAGGAAGUGGCUACAGCAGCGUCCAUCAACAAAGCUAGGAAAACUUACUGGUUUGAGAAGUUCCUGUGGUUCAUCAGCUCUGAGAACUUCCUUGUGAUUGGUGGAAGGGACCAGCAACAAAACGAACUGCUUGUGAAACGAUACAUGAGGCAAGGUGACAUCUAUGUGCAUGCUGACCUACAUGGUGCCAGCAGUGUUGUUAUCAAGAACCAUACUGGUGAGGAGGUGCCACCAAAAACCCUAAACGAGGCGGGAACCAUGGCGAUAUGCAACAGUGCAGCAUGGGAUGCCAAGGUGGUGACCAGUGCUUGGUGGGUUUACCCUGGCCAGGUGUCGAAAACAGCGCCGUCUGGGGAGUACCUUACUACAGGAUCCUUCAUGAUAAGAGGCAAAAAGAAUUUCCUGCCACCCACCUAUCUGAUAUAUGGAUUCGGUCUGCUUUUCAAGCUGGAAGAGGGCAGUGUAGCGCGCCAUAAAGGUGAGCGCAGAGUUCGCACAGCGGAAGAGGAUGAUGACAUGCUUUCAGUGGCAGACUCCUCUGCAACAGAGGUUACCAUGGAAGUGAAUACUGAUUUGGAAGAAGACUCUGAUGAUGAUGAAGAGAGUGAUGAUAAGACAGGGAAUAGGGACGGUGAGAAUGUGCAGAACAAAGAAGUAUCUGACAAACAGAAAAGUGAUAAUGAUUUAGAAGAAAAUGAGUCGAAGGGUGACAUUGUUAGGACUGAGCAUGAAGAUGCAGGUGAAGAUGUGAAUAAUGCUAGUUGUCAGGUCUCUGCUGUGAAAAUUGAGCCAGUGCUGGAUGAGAGACCUACUAGCCUGCGCAGCAGUGAUAAGGUGACAAAGGCUGAGCCUGUAAUGGAGUUUCCAGAUACUGAGAUCAACUUGCAGUUUGUGAAGGGGGACAAGUAUGAACUGUCCCGCAGUAUUUCCAACCAGAGUGACGAGCCAGAAGUGAUCACUCUUGGAGACGGGGUACCUGUGACCUUUGGGGAGAAGCCUGCAAGCUGCGGUCCUCGACUUUCUGCCAAACAACGCCGGGAGAUGAAGAAGGCAAAGAAGCAACCCAACCUGUCCCCUCACCGUGAACAUGUGGAGCCCAGACCCUCAAAGGAGGAAGAGGACAGUGAGGAGGGGAUGCAAGAGAAGAGGCACAGCAAUAAAGGGUCUCUGAAGGGGUCAUCGAAGGAUGGCCAGUCUCCUGAGAUAGACACACAAAACUCACAGUCCGACCAGGCACAGUUGAAACGACGCCAAAAGUCAAAGAUGAAGAAAAUGAAGGAGAAAUACAGAGACCAGGAUGAUGAAGAGAGACAACUCCGCAUGGAAAUAUUGGCUUCUGCCGGCCAUAAGAAAGAGGACAAGAAGAAGAAAGGAAAGAAGGGUGAGGAGAAAGGGCAGCCAAAGUCUAUUAACCAGAGCAACCAACAGCAACAGAAGAAGAAAACCACACUCGUUGACAUAGUGAUCAAGGAUCUGGGAGAGUUGACAACUGAGGAUGCUGAUGUUGCUGGCCUGAAGGAGGGCUCUGCUGUUGUUGCAGCUGAUGAUGAUGAUGAUCGUCAGGAGGAUGAAUCCCAAGCAGCCUCUGAGGAUGUUGCCAUCCUGAACUCGCUGACUGGUAUCCCCGAUGUUGAAGAUGAGUUGCUGUUCUGUGUACCAGUCUGUGCCCCGUAUAACGCUCUCACCAACUACAAGUACAAAGUGAAACUCCUACCUGGGUCUACCAAGAGGGGCAAAGCAACAAAAUUGGCCCUCAACAUGUUCCAGCAUGAUAAAAAUGUCACACCCAGAGAAAAAGAUCUUCUGAAAAUUCUCAAAGAUGUGGACAUAUCAAGAAAUAUCCCUGGCAAGGUCAAGGUCACUGCACCCAAUCUUCAGAAGGCCAAGAAAAAAUAAACACUGUUUCCAUAAAAACCUCCUUAAAUGAACAUUAUGAUGUUAUUAUUACUAUCAAAUACGAAAAGUACUGGUUCACAACAUUUGGUGAUUGCAUCUGUUAUUGUUUAAUAAACGUUGGAAAUAA
This is a messenger RNA of Dreissena polymorpha, 3569 nucleotides long. RefSeq names its product ribosome quality control complex subunit NEMF-like. The record is from RefSeq and is a predicted model, not a curated record. Gene Ontology annotation, cellular component: RQC complex. Gene Ontology annotation, biological process: ribosome-associated ubiquitin-dependent protein catabolic process; rescue of stalled cytosolic ribosome. NCBI's taxonomy places the organism in Eukaryota, Metazoa, Mollusca, Bivalvia, Myida, Dreissenidae. The transcript has 29 exons. Bases 113 to 3442 code for a protein of 1109 amino acids. Gene Ontology annotation, molecular function: ribosomal large subunit binding; tRNA binding.